Oryzias latipes (Japanese medaka) is the source of this 2876-nucleotide messenger RNA. Its product is annotated as immunoglobulin superfamily member 1-like. Gene Ontology annotation, biological process: immune response-regulating signaling pathway. Lineage: Eukaryota; Metazoa; Chordata; Actinopteri; Beloniformes; Adrianichthyidae. The record is from RefSeq and is a predicted model, not a curated record.
AGAUGCUGGUGUCAUCUGUUCAGAAAGUCUUGUAAAGCCCAGCAUCUCCAUGGAUCCUGUUGGAGAGGUCUCCUGGGGUCAGGAACUCAGAAUCACCUGUUCCACUGCAGCUGAACUUUUAGGACAAACCUUUUUUCUCCAGAAAAGCUCGGGUUCCUUCAAACAGACACAAAUUUCUUCAAGCCGCGCUGCAACCUUCACCAUCUCUAAAGUGAAUUUUGAUCACGACGGAUCGUACCAGUGUCACUACGAGAAAACUGUUUCUGGUCAAACGUACACUUCACCUGUAAGUGACCUACGUAACAUUAUUGUGAACGUCCUAAAGCCCAGACUCUCUGUGAGUUCUACUAAUGUUUUGUGGGGUCAGAAAUUUGCAUUCACUUGUUCAAUUCCAAAUCAAGUCCUUGGUGGAACUUUCAUCCUGAUGAAUACUCAGAGUUCAUUUAAAGAGACUCAAACCUCAAGUAGCAAUUCUGCCAACUUUGCAAUCUCCAAAGCUGACAUUGAAAAUGAAGGGUCGUACCAGUGUCAGUAUCAGAAAAACGCACAUCGAACUUUCACUUCUCCAUUAAGCAACUCUGUCAGAGUUUCUGUAAACGUGAGCCUACAGGCGCCCAACAUCUCACUAACUUCUCCUGGAGCAGAGUUGGUCUGGGGCCCUGGAGAAGCAGAGAUCACUGGUGGUCUGAACUUUACCAUCACCUGCUCCAUUAACCCUGAAUCUCCUCAGGGUCAUUUCUUUCUCGUCAUUUCUGGAUUCAACAUGACUACCAACAGCUCAGCAGUCAACAACGCAGCCUCUUUUACCUUUCCUGUGGCCGAGUUAAAACACCAGGGUAACUACAGCUGUUUGUACCAGGUUACCCUGUCUGGACGCACUGUGGCCUCUGCUGAGUCAGCACCCAUCACUGUUGUUGUGAGGCUGAGCCUACAGGCGCCCAACAUCUCACUAACUUCUCCUGGUGCAGAUUUGGUCUGGGGCCCUGGAGAAGCAGAGAUCACUGGUGGUCUGAACUUUACCAUCACCUGCUCCAUCAACCCUGAAUCUCCUCAGGGUCGUUUCUUUCUCGUCAUAUCUGGAUUCAACAUGACUACCAACAGCUCAGCAGUCAACAACGCAGCCUCCUUUACCUUUUCUGUGGCCGAGUUAAAACACCAUGGUAACUACAGCUGUUUGUACCAGGUUACCCUGUCUGGACGCACCGUGGCCUCUGCUGAGUCAGCACCCAUCACUGUUGUUGUGAGGCUGAGCCUACAGGCGCCCAACAUCUCACUAACUUCUCCUGGUGCAGAUUUGGUCUGGGGCCCUGGAGAAGCAGAGAUCACUGGUGGUCUGAACUUUACCAUCACCUGCUCCAUUAACCCUAAAUCUCCUCAUGGUCAUUUCUUUCUCAUCAUUUCUGGAUUCAACAUGACUACCAACAGCCCAGCAGUCAACAACGCAGCCUCCUUUACCUUUCCUGUGGCAGAGUUAAAACACCAGGGUAACUACAGCUGUUUGUACCAGGUUACCCUGUCUGGACGCACCGUGGCCUCUGCUGAGUCAGCACCCAUCACUGUUGUUGUGAAGCUGAGCCUACAGGCGCCCAACAUCUCACUAACUUCUCCUGGUGCAAAGUUGGUCUGGGGCCCUGGAGAAGCAGAGAUCACUGGUGGUCUGAACUUUACCAUCGCCUGCUCCAUUAACCCUGAAUCUCUUCAUGGUCAUUUCUUUCUCGUCAUUUCUGGAUUCAACAUGACAAGCAACAGCCCAGCAGUCAACAACGCAGCCUCCUUUACCUUUCCUGUGGCAGAGUUAAAACACCAGGGUAACUACAGCUGUUUGUACAAGGUUACCCUGUCUGGACGCACCGUAGCCUCUGCUGAGUCAGCACCCAUCACUGUUGUUGUGAGGCUGAGCCUACAGGCGCCCAACAUCUCACUAACUUCUCCUGGAGCAGAGUUGGUCUGGGGCCCUGGAGAAGCAGAGAUCACUGGACGUCUGAACUUUACCAUCACCUGCUCCAUCAACCCUGAAUCUCCUCAUGGUCAUUUCUUUCUCGUCAUAUCUGGAUUCAACAUUACUACCAACAGCUCAGCAGUCAACAACGCAGCCUCCUUUACCUUUUCUGUGGCAGAGUUAAAACACCAGGGUAACUACAGCUGUUUGUACCAGGUUACCCUGUCUGGACGCACUGUGGCCUCUGCUGAGUCAGCACCCAUCACUGUUGUUGUGAGGCUGAGCCUACAGGCGCCCAACAUCUCACUAACUUCUCCUGGUGCAGAUUUGGUCUGGGGCCCUGGAGAAGCAGAGAUCACUGGUGGUCUGAACUUUACCAUCACCUGCUCCAUUAACCCUAAAUCUCCUCAUGGUCAUUUCUUUCUCAUCAUUUCUGGAUUCAACAUGACUACCAACAGCCCAGCAGUCAACAACGCAGCCUCCUUUACCUUUCCUGUGGCAGAGUUAAAACACCAGGGUAACUACAGCUGUUUGUACCAGGUUACCCUGUCUGGACGCACCGUGGCCUCUGCUGAGUCAGCACCCAUCACUGUUGUUGUGAAGCUGAGCCUACAGGCGCCCAACAUCUCACUAACUUCUCCUGGUGCAAAGUUGGUCUGGGGCCCUGGAGAAGCAGAGAUCACUGGUGGUCUGAACUUUACCAUCGCCUGCUCCAUUAACCCUGAAUCUCUUCAUGGUCAUUUCUUUCUCGUCAUUUCUGGAUUCAACAUGACAAGCAACAGCCCAGCAGUCAACAACGCAGCCUCCUUUACCUUUCCUGUGGCAGAGUUAAAACACCAUGGUAACUACAGCUGUUUGUACCAGGUUACCCUGUCUGGACGCACCGUAGCCUCUGCUGAGUCAGCACCCAUCACUGUUGUUGUGAGGCGUAAGUAAA